AUGGACAACAAAAAGAGACCAGCAGGUCCCUCCAGCUCUGGAAGUUUAGUAUUUUGGUCCUUAUUCUCACGGCAACCAGCCAGGGUCUUAAUUGUAGACGCACUGCCACCCUGGUGGUCAGGGAUGUGCACAGUUCUUUGUGACGCUCUGGAUAACGUCCUGUCUGUGGCAUGCAGUCUGGAUGGACCCUGUAGGAUUCCACUCCUCAGCUUAUAUGCCAUCAGCAGACAGCAGGAGUGUCUACUACCCUUUGUGCAAGUUCGAGGUAAUCUGGCCCGGCUGCAUUCCUGCGUUGAAGAACUGAGGUCCAUUCCAGGUGAUGGCUGUGUCAGAGGAGCAGCCAGAGGAGGUGAUCUGCUGCGACAGGCGGUGCUGGACAGUCUGCAGCAGUUUAAACAAUACAUGAGACAUGCUAGCACUGGCAGCCAGGCCUGCAGCAAUGCAUAUAUGGAGGUUACCGUGGUGACGAGUCAGCCGGGACGUGGCGUUGUCCAUCAGCUGGAAACCGGGCUCAAGGAUUUUGACCUGGUGUCACUGAGGCGACUCCUGGUUGUUCAGAUCCUUGGUGCAGGGGACUGGGGCCAGGACCCUCACCCCUCUGAAGAUGCACAGACCGAAGGUACAGACUCUUUAAUGCUGGGGACAGAGGUCGACCUGCAGCAGGUAGAGAACAGCGUGUUCGCCGUGGAGACCGUGUUGAAGGCGUGGCUUCAGGAGCAGGGAGGAGACCGAGAGCAUCUGCACCUCCUGCUGCCAAGCCCUUCUGAUUCUCUAGUUCCAGUGUGUGUGAAGUGUGACAUGCAGGAGCGUCUGAUAAGCCCCGCCCUCAUCCCGCUGAGCCCCAGCCUGGGCGUGAAGACUGAGAGCCUUCGAGACUUCCUGCCUGUCAUUAAGAGCAACCAAACUCCAGCUCCUCAGAGGCUGAGGGCCAUCAAGGUGCUGCACGCAGACGGAGUGUGUGAAAGCGUUUUGUACGGCCUGCCCCUGGUGGUCCGCCCCACCACCUGCUGGCAGCUGGACUGGGACGAGAUGGAGAGCAACAGCAGCUUGUUUCAAGCUCUCUGCCACACACUCAGGAGUCGAGACUUGUUCCUGCUGCUGAAGGUGGAGGCUGAUAAGAGGUCCACAUCUGGAUCCUCAGGAGUGUGUUCUUACUACGUCCUCCAGUCGUCCCCGUCCCUCUCCCUCCUCCUGAAGCCUGUUGUCUCCAGGGAACUCCUGCUGCCUUGCUCACUGCCAGUCUCAGCUCAGGACCCUGCACCUCACGCCAUGCAGACUGUUCAGGGUUGUCUCUCUCAGAUGGAGGAGGACUUUGUGCUGAACCCUCUUUUACUGAGCAGUAACCUGUACCAGCACCUCAGGAGCAGAGGCCUGCUGUCGCAGCCGCGAUAUCCGUACAGGCUCCAGUCAGCAGCUGCCAACAGAGCGCAGCCUCAGACACUGCAGAGCCCUAAAAACGCAGUGAGCCGACCCCCACGGCAGCUCCAAAGCCGCCAGCUCGAAUCCCACAGCAAGGUCAGGGCCACCGUGGCUCCGCUGCCCUCCGCCGCCUCCUCCUCCUCCUCCUCCCUGGGACCUCCUCCCUCUAAGGCCUCCCGUCCCGCUCUGAGCUUCCUCAGCAGCAGCCGCCGGGCCCCGACCCCAGCCCGGCAGGAAGAAGACAAGGAUGACAGUGACUCUAAGAGCACAGCGAGAGAGAGCAGACAGACUGAUGCUACGGUUACUGAGCCCCGGGGGCGACUGGCCAUCAGGAGCACCGGGACAUUUCCUGGUGGCCUGGCCCGCUCAGUGAUCGCCAUGGGGGACUAA
Molecule: messenger RNA, 1809 nt
Organism: Nematolebias whitei (Rio pearlfish)
Lineage: Eukaryota; Metazoa; Chordata; Actinopteri; Cyprinodontiformes; Rivulidae
Product: meiosis 1 associated protein
Exons: 12
Coding region: 1-1809 (602 amino acids)
Biological process (GO): male meiosis chromosome separation; meiosis I; spermatogenesis
Source: RefSeq, a predicted model, not a curated record